AUGUGUACUGGGAAAUGUGCGAAAUUUAUUGGGAUCUCCUUGUACCCAUUGUCCAUCAUCUCCAUCGUCUGCAACAUCAUCCAAUUCUUUCCAGGAUGGGACACUGAAUAUGUGAAGAACCCAGGAGAAUUCAUGACUCCAGAAGUGAUUUACCUUGGAGGGAUUAUCGGAGGAGGGAUCCUGGUGUUAGUUCCAGCAAUCCACAUCCAAGCUACCGGUCGUCAGGGCUGCUGCAAUAACCGCUGUGGGAUGUUCCUGUCAAUAAUCUUUGCUGCUAUUGGAGUUGCUGGAUCUCUGUAUGGUUUCGCGGUGUCUGUGGUGGGCAUGGUGAAAGGACCUCAGUGUCUCUAUAUAUCAUUGCUACAGGGUACCAUUUGGGGAAGACCAUUUGACUCGGAACUUAAAGAGUUCAGUGAGAACAACUACCUGUUCCAUAGAGACCUGUGGAGCACCUGCCAGUUGCCCAAAGAUGUGGUGGAAUUCAACGUCAUCCUCUUCUCUAUGGUCAUUGCCUCAACCGGUAUCUCUCUGGUCCUGUGCACUAUCCAGAUGCUCAACGGCCUCUUCGGCUGUCUCUGUGGAACCUGCCGAAACAAAGAAUAAAGGUCCAAUUACCAUCAAAACAAAUGGGCUCCAACCUGCCCACAAUUAACCCCUUUUCAUCACUGAAGACAAGAGAAAGUAGUGGCCUGAAUGAAGGGGACCCCAACUGUUCCUGACUGGCUCAUCACAUGACGUGUAUAUAUUUUUUCAGGGGUCAAGUUCUGGGUAAAAAAAAAGUGCAGGAACUCACCCAAGAUUUCCACUGAAGGGUCGGUCCUGCAGAACUACUGCUAAUGGGAAUGGUGUUCCUGCUGUGGAAAAAGUGCAGGAACUUAGUUCCCACGCGUUCCUGCAGGACUUGAGCCCUGUAUUUUUUUUUUUUAUAUAUCAUGUAUAUUGAUGUAAAUAUUUGAUUAA
Messenger RNA from Hyla sarda, 960 nucleotides. RefSeq names its product transmembrane 4 L6 family member 4-like. The record is from RefSeq and is a predicted model, not a curated record. Lineage: Eukaryota; Metazoa; Chordata; Amphibia; Anura; Hylidae. Bases 1 to 603 code for a protein of 200 amino acids. The transcript has 5 exons. Gene Ontology annotation, cellular component: membrane.